AUGGAUUUGUGCAGUAAGAACCGGACGGCCCCGGUCCCUGACGGCGCCCCCCCCCCCCGGGUAGAGGUCCCCCCGCCCCGCACUAACGGAUGGUCCUGGCCUCCCCACCCCCUGCAGCUGCUGGCCUGGGGGCUGUUCGGCUUCUUCGCCGUCACCGGGCUGGGGGUGUUUGUCCCUCUGCUGCCCCCCCACUGGCUCCCCGCUGGGUACAUCUGCACGGGGGUCAUGUUCCUGUCUCACCUGGUUCUUCACCUGUCAGCCGUCUCCAUCGACCCCGCCGACCUCAGCGUGAGGACGAGGAGCAGCCGGGCGCCCCCCCCCCCCUCCUUCGACCGCUCCAAACACCGGCACGUCAUCGAGAACUCCCACUGCUACCUGUGCCAGGUGGACGUCAUCUGCUCUGCGUGUAAUAAAUGCGUCUCUAACUUCGACCAUCACUGCCGCUGGCUAAACCACUGUGUGGGGAGCAGGAACUACAAGUUGUUCCUGCACAGUGUGGUCUCCGCUCUGUUGGGAGUGUUUCUGGUUCUGGUUCUGUCCUCGUACGUCUUCAUCGAGUUCUUCCUGGACCCGUCCAAACUGAGGACUGACAAACACUUCCUGGGUCGUAAUGAGACCUGGUUUCCUCUUCCUGCCUCUCUCACUCUCCGCUCUGCAGCAGCAGUGAUUCCCUCUCUCGCUGCCGUCACCAUCGUCCUCUCGCUGCUGUCCUCUGUGCUGCUCUGCCACCUGCUGUGCUUCCACAUCUACCUCAUGUGGAACAGACUCAGCACCUUUGAGUACAUCGUGAGGCAGCGUCACCGUCAGCAGGGAGGAGACAGAGCUCCCUCAGGACUCAAUAAGGAAGUGACCUCACCAGGGACCCUGGGCUACACCAACCCUCAGCUGGAGCUGCAGGGAGGGGAGGCCAGGGUGAGUGUUCCUCUCACACACACACUGUUCCUGUCUAACAGCAAAGUGAGGACCGUUUCUGGUGCUGUCGCGGAGGAGGACGCCCCCCCCCCACACACAAACAGCGACGCACACAGAAGAAGAAAAAGAGGGUCCGUAAAGUUCCUGCAGAGAUCACCAUCCCCCCCCCCACCAGAGCCCUGCAUGGUGUCCAAUUCCUCCUCGUCUCAGAGACUACAGUUCCCAGCAUGCCCUCUGAGAGCCCCCCCCCCUGUGCAGGCGGCCGCCCCCCCCUCGGAGUACCACUCUGACUCAGCUGAGUCUCUGGAGGAGAUCCCAGUGGUUCUGGUGCAGCUUGGCUCGUCCAAUCAGCAGCCCCGCAGCAAGAGGAGGAACACGCCCUGCCAAAAUAAGAGCAGACCAACCGAGUCCCGCCAAAAUAAAAGCAGACCCGGGGUCCAGGGCGUCGCUGGGAUCCGUGAUGGAGCCCUGAACAUUUUUAUCUUUUACAAUCAAACGUGACAAUCUUUAUUUAAAACCUGAAGAACAUUUUAUUAUCUCUUAAUUAUUAUUUUUAAUUCUGAAUGCCAAAGUUGAGCUCGUCUGUGCACAAUCUUUAUAAGUGUGUGUGUGUGUGUGUGUGUGUGUGUGUGUGUGUGUGUGUGUGUGGGUGUGCGUGUGCGUGCGCGUGCGUGUGCGUGUAUCAUGGAUUUAAUUAAGGUCUCACUACAGUUUAUAUUUGUUUAGUUUAAAUCAUUUAUUAUAAAAAGGUUUUAAGCACUUCACUUUCUCUUUUUUUAUUUCAUUUCUCAGCCAAUCACAGGCCUCUCUUUGUUAAAGGGACAGUGCACAUUUUCAGUGCAGAAAACGCAGAAAACUCUAAGAAUUUGGACUAAAACGCCUUAAAUUUUACAUUUUAAAAAACUGAUGUUUCUGCGCUCUUGAUGUUUGUUAUUUUUUAUAACUUGUUAAUAAA
This is a messenger RNA of Trematomus bernacchii (emerald rockcod), 1867 nucleotides long. RefSeq names its product zinc finger DHHC-type containing 1 (gene zdhhc1). Gene Ontology annotation, cellular component: endoplasmic reticulum; Golgi apparatus. Gene Ontology annotation, molecular function: protein-cysteine S-palmitoyltransferase activity. Lineage: Eukaryota; Metazoa; Chordata; Actinopteri; Perciformes; Nototheniidae. Gene Ontology annotation, biological process: protein targeting to membrane; peptidyl-L-cysteine S-palmitoylation. The record is from RefSeq and is a predicted model, not a curated record.